UAGAAAAUGUCUGGGACGUAGGAUGUAGGUGGUGGUCAGCCAUAUUGUCUCUGAUACAGCAGAAAUCAUACACUGGCACGGGCGCACCGGUGAAGGAGGGAGGCGAGGACUCUUAGUUUGCAGAAGCCCUCAUUAUUUGGAAGCAUUUCAGUCCUAGAACUGAUCAAGGGGGUAAAUACCAGCCAAUUUUUGUGUUCACUGUUGAUUUAGCAAAAACAGCUUUUCUGUUGGAAUCUAAUGUUAGCCAUGAUAAGGUUAGCAGGCUAUUAGACAGGGCCUGCCCAGAGCCCAUAAGUUAACGAAACCUCAAUACACAGAAAGCAGUGCCGGUCUUGGAUUUAACGAACUAGAUCAAGUGCUUGAACUAUCGAUAAACACAAUAUCCACCGCAUUACAUUUGACUUACCGAAUGUCGAAUUCAAACGAGUACGCAAAUUAUCUAAUUGAAAGAUAACAUGACUCUAGUCCACGUUAACGUUAUAUCUAGUGUUGCGGUUUUCGGUGAAAGGUGGUAUGCGAGCCUUGUGCAAAAGGUUAAUUCAAUUUGGCAAUACUUAAAUGUGCUAGAGGACUACUUAACUCCUCCAUCUAGCUAAAGUUAGCGGGAUUUCUAUUGAACCCACGAGUUUAACCGGUGUUCCACCGGUUCAUCUGAAAAAAGGUCCCCGGUGCAUGAUUCUUCGUUGAUUAUAAGUGAGGGACGAUUCAUUUCUUAAAGUUAAGUUAAAUUUAGGAAUAUAUGCGGAAAGGUACAUUCGGGAUGUUUUUGUAUUUACCCUAUGUGGAAGACUGUGUCAAUCACGUGUGAAAGAGAGAGCUAACGGUUUAAUCCCCAAUGCUUUCCCACCUUGCCCCUGGUGGCCCCUCCCCCCAUCCUCAGGCAAAACCCCCCCCAACCCCAUUCCCUUGUGGGAUCUACCCCCUCACCCCUACCUCCCUCCCCCACCCCCUCUUCCUCCCCCCCAGCCUCCAUCCCUCUGGCUGUCAUCCGCUGCAGUAAGAUUUCCCCAUCAUAUCCGCCAAGCUGUCGGACAUGUCAGGACCCGUGCCAAGCCGGGCCCGAGUGUACACAGAGGUCAACACUCACCGGCCAAGGGAGUACUGGGACUAUGAGUCCCAUGUGGUUGAAUGGGGAAACCAGGAUGAUUUUCAGUUAGUGCGGAAGUUAGGACGUGGCAAGUACAGUGAAGUCUUUGAGGCAAUCAACAUCACCAAUAACGAGAAGGUUGUGGUGAAGAUACUCAAGCCUGUAAAGAAAAAGAAAAUAAAGCGUGAAAUUAAGAUUCUGGAGAACCUGCGUGGAGGUCCUAACAUAAUCUCUCUAAUUGAUAUAGUGAAAGACCCUGUAUCCCGAACACCUGCCUUAGUCUUUGAACAUGUUAACAACACAGACUUCAAGCAACUAUACCAGACCCUGACGGACUAUGAUAUUCGAUUCUACAUGUAUGAGAUCCUCAAGGCUCUGGAUUACUGCCAUAGCAUGGGAAUAAUGCAUAGAGAUGUGAAGCCACAUAAUGUGAUGAUAGAUCAUGAGCACCGUAAGCUGCGUCUUAUUGACUGGGGUCUGGCUGAGUUUUACCAUCCAGGACAGGAGUACAAUGUCAGAGUUGCAUCUCGCUACUUUAAAGGACCCGAACUUUUGGUGGACUAUCAGAUGUAUGACUACAGCCUCGAUAUGUGGAGCUUGGGCUGUAUGCUGGCAUCCAUGAUCUUCAGAAAGGAACCUUUCUUUCAUGGUCAUGACAAUUAUGACCAGUUGGUGAGAAUAGCCAAGGUGCUGGGGACAGAAGACCUCUAUGACUACAUAGACAAAUACAACAUUGAGCUGGAACCUCGCUUCAAUGACAUUCUUGGCAGGCAUUCUCGUAAGCGGUGGGAGCGAUUUGUCCAUAGUGAGAACCAGCACCUGGUCAGCCCCGAGGCUCUGGAUUUCCUAGACAAACUGCUGCGCUACGACCACCAGGCCAGACUCACUGCCCGCGAGGCCAUGGAUCACCCAUACUUCUUCCCUAUUGGGAAAGAUCAGUCUCGUGUGACCGGAUCAGCCAACCUACCCAGUGGGAACCCUGCUGUUAGCACAGCAAACAUGAUAACUGGUAUCUCUGCCUUGCCAGCCUCUACUGCCCUGGGGCCUCUCACUGGCUCACCUGUCCUAUCUGCUGCCACAAAUGCCCUGAGCACCCCGGUGCCCGCUGCUGCUGGCGCCCCACAGUGACACCCUCACCCAGAUUCACACUAAAAACACCCCCACCCCUCCCUGUGUUAUCAAUCUCCCACUUUCACCACCACCCAGUCAGGAUGGGGGAGGGGUGUCUUAGCAGUUCUCUGCCAGCCGUCACCAUAUCCAACUUAACUCGGUGUGACUAUGCUUCAGCAGCUGGAGGCAGCAGUUAUCUUACAAAAAAGAGCUGUUUUCCCUCCUGUGAAUGAGAGUGUUAACAUGACAUAUGAAAUGAAUGUUGUUUAUCUGUUUUUUUUUUUUUUUUCAUUUUGCCCCCAAGUAUGUUUUGGGUGGUGAGACUAAGCAAUGGUCAUUCCUCCCCACUGUGUGUUUUAGUUUGGCGAGAGAAGGCACUGGUCAAUAAGAAUAUCAGCAGAAGGUAAAGGGAGAUGCUGGCUGUCAGGACCAAGAGGAUAUAUAUAGUUUACUACUGAGCAGCGUCAAACACACAACCUUAUGAGAACACUCAUCUGACCUCCCCAGGAGAGUUGAAACACCCUCCAGAUCACAGUAUUUUGGUGCUGUUCUGUACCCCAGGUGUAUGUAAACACAAUGACACUUCAACACUUUCUCUGCCCGAGUAGCUUUGUCUUGCCUUUCUUACCAAACAAGAUCACUCGACUUCUUUUGCUAUGUGACUCCCUGUCACGUCAUCCUCCUUUGUUUUGUUUUUUAUUUUCUCUAAUCCAAAACAUUGUGGACUGCUGGAUAAAAGUUCUCUACCAUCAAGGUGUCUGUUCGACUCAAGUGUUGUUGUGCGAUCUUUUAAGAAGCCAGGUAAGGGUCAUUCAGGUUCUCAAAGAAAUGGUUUCUCUAAAUGUGCUGCUUUCCAGUUCCUUGAAAUAUUUCAAGAUCUAACCAAAGUUUACUCAAGUUGUUUGGAAGAAGAGGCUGACCAAUUGCUUUUUUUUCCCUUCCCCUCCAGUGGGAAGCUAGUAGGAGUUGCUCACAGAGUGGACAGUGUGAUAUGUGUAGUGAAUGAAAUGAAAACAUAGGACAUUGUCAUUUGCUGGUAGGGCUGUCACAAUACCAACAAAAUGAAGUACAGUGAUGUAUAUCUUCUUUUUUUCUUUUUCUUUUUUUGGAACACCUUUGUGCUUUAAAGCCACAUGCGAGGAUUUGUAUUUGUGUAAUCACGUCACAAUCAGAGGGGGAACAUUGUUGGCCCUCUAUGUUCCUCUGCUGAACUUUUUAUGGAACUGAAGAACAAGAUGAGGGGCUGUCAUCAACUCUCUUCACGUGCCUCUCCACAAAUGAAACGGAAUUGAGACGCAAGUGCAACCAGAAAUGAAAGCAAAAUGGGAUAGACUCCCAUUUAUUUGAAAAGGAGUGUGCUUAAAUGAGGGAAAUGCACCCCUUAAAAUCCAGAGUAAGUAAAGUAAAUUAAGAUUAAUGUUGCAUUGCGUAGGGCAGGUAUAAUCCUUUCACUGAGACAGCCCUACCUGCUGGUGAUUGUUAGAGAAAAGUUCACCUCUCAUGUAUAGUGAGUGACGUUUUUGAAGAGUCAUGCAGUUUGUUGGUUUUCACCAACACAUUGAGGGAAGCAGUGGAGUAUAAUAGCAUUUGAAAGAUGGUUUCCCGUAAUGUUUUAGUGCCAGUUUGAAAGUGCAAGUUUUAGAUCCUGCUGUACAUACGCCUUUUUUCCAUUUCAAAACCUGAAAAUGCAAAUAAAUCAAAACAUGUAUACAUUGACCCGACAAUGGAGCAGUUUAAAUCCCUACAUCACUGUAUAUAUUUUUCUGUCCUUAUGUAGAAGACUAGUAUUUGAGAAUAUUUGUGUAAAUAAACAUGUGUUUUAUUUAUCAGGUAAA
Molecule: messenger RNA, 4032 nt
Organism: Haplochromis burtoni (Burton's mouthbrooder)
Lineage: Eukaryota; Metazoa; Chordata; Actinopteri; Cichliformes; Cichlidae
Product: casein kinase II subunit alpha
Exons: 13
Coding region: 1034-2215 (393 amino acids)
Biological process (GO): protein phosphorylation
Cellular component (GO): cytosol; nucleus; protein kinase CK2 complex
Molecular function (GO): ATP binding; protein serine/threonine kinase activity
Source: RefSeq, a predicted model, not a curated record